Molecule: messenger RNA, 1358 nt
Organism: Quercus lobata
Lineage: Eukaryota; Viridiplantae; Streptophyta; Magnoliopsida; Fagales; Fagaceae
Product: putative F-box protein At1g65770
Exons: 1
Coding region: 25-1149 (374 amino acids)
Source: RefSeq, a predicted model, not a curated record
CUCUAUAAGUCAAGCAACGAAAAUAUGGGUAAGAGACGUGUCGACUGGUCUGCUCUUCCAAUUGAACUCUUGCGUUCAAUCGCAGAAGCCAACCAAGAUAGCAACGAUGUUGUAAGAUUUCGCAGCGUCUGUGCUUCAUGGCGAUCCUCUAUCCCUUCACCACGUAUAUUGCCUCCUUUUCCUCUCCCCCUUCCUUCCGCCGGAUCUGCUCGCAUAGCCUUUGUCUCUCGCAGAACCUUCUAUCGUUUCAAGCUACUUGAUGAUGUUAAUCCAAACCCUUCAACAUGUUCAUCAAAGAGCUGGUUGGUCAAGGUGGAAGAGGUUGAAUAUGGUUUUAAAUUUCUUUUAAAUCCACUUUCAAAUCUCCAUUUCAGGUUUCCUUUUCCGAAAGGGUUUAACUUAUUGGAUUAUCAAGUUGUCCAGGUAAGCAAAGGAUAUGAACUUCUAUCUUAUAGUAGUGGCAUGCCUAUUGUUGGUGUGAAUAAACUAGUGUUGUUUCCUGACUCUGUAUGGAAUAGUUCUGUUAAAGACACUGUGAUUUUCGCUUUAUAUAAUGAAGGAAAAUUGGGGUAUGUGAAAUAUUUUGAUAGAAAUUGGACCCUUGUGGAUGAUCUCUGUCACUAUGAUGACAUUAUUGUAUACAAGGGAAAACCCUAUGUUGUUGAUGAGUGGGGAAUAGUUUCAUGGAUUGAUUCAUCAAUGAAGCUGAUAGAUAUUUACGUUUCGCCUCCACUUGAGAGUUUUGGAAAGCAGAAGCAUUUGGUGGAGUCACGUGGAGAGCUCUACGUUGUUGAUAGGUUCUUUGAUACAGAGAGGAGGUUUGACCACCAUCUCCGUGAAUACCGUGUUUGUCCUAAGACAUUUACUUUCGAUGUUUAUAAGCUGGACCAAGAGUGCGGUCGUUGGGUUACGGUCGAGAAUUUGGGUGAUCGAGUUUUUUUUUUGGGUAAAGACAGUUCCUUCUCUGUUUCAGCUACAGAAUUCUCUGGAUGUAUAGGGAAUUGCAUUUACUUCACUUAUGAAGAUGACAAUGGUGUCUUCGAUCAGAAGACUGGCGAGAUUGUAGAUUUCCAAGACUGGAGUCAUCUAUUUCAGCUUCCCCCAUCUUGGCUCAACUCAAAUCCUCAUCUAAAUGUUGAGUUUAGGUAAAUUUUUACUUGAUGGAUGUCUUUUUAAAUUAAUUAUAGUAGUGCCCUUGAACUGCUCUAUGUUGGUUUGUCUUUUAUGAAUUUAGCUUUAUUUGUGAUGUCUCCUGUGUCACUUUGUUUAUUGAUUGUGAUGUUAAUCAGGUUUCAGCCCGACACAGUGGCUGAUUCUUGUUAUUUGAUAAUCCAUGUUGAUUGAAAAUUUGAUUUCAA